AUGAUUGAUUGGGUAACUAUUUUACUUGCUUUGGUAAUAAUUGCCGCUUUGAUUAGUGGUUUUGGUUUUGUGGCAUGGAAAAUGAAUAUGUCUGAUCCAUUAACACCAACUAAUUUAACAGGAAAAAAAGAUGAUACAAAUCAACUUUUUGAUUCUGUAAAUGACAAGAAGAAAAAGGAUAAACAUGGUAAUGAUUCUAAAAAGAAGAAGCGUAAUGUUCAAAAAAAAUCCAAACGUGAUAAUAAAGAAGAAGAAGAUGAAGAUGAUGAUGAGAAUGAACAAACACAUGUAGUUAAAUUUAAGGAGCCAACGUUACAAUUAGGUGAAGAUACUGAUGAUGAAAGAGAAGAAAGUGAACAAGAAGCAUCAACAGUACCACAAGUUGUCGGAACAUCAAAAGCUCGUAGACGUAAAAAUAAAGCACGUGCAACAACGCCACCACCUUCAUCAGCACGUUCAUCAGGUCAAAUUGAAGGUAUUCUUGCAAAUAAAGAUGAAAAAAGUCCAAUUACAAAUCGACCUCAACCAAUGCCUCAUCCGAAAUUAGCAAUUAUGAUACCUAAAGAUGAGGUUGAAUUGGCCAAAGAACAUCAACAACAUGCUAAAUCUGCUGUUAAGUCAUCGCAACCAUUGAACAAACAAAAUGUAGCUGCUGUUGCUCCUGCAUCGGUCAAGAAACCAACACCAUCAUCAACAAAUGCCAAUCAAGGAGCUCAAAAGCAACAACAACAACAGGAACAACCAUUUACUACAGUUGUUGGAAAAGGACAUAAAUCUGUACCACCGCCAUCACAACAACAACAACAACAACAACCUAAAACGGUUAAUACAACAUCAUCAACUUCAAGUGUUGUACCAACCCCUUCUGUUCAACAGCAAGCUCCACCAGUUCAACAACAUGAACAAUUAGCUCAACGUCAAGCUCCAGUUCAACAGCGUGAACAAUUACCUCAACGUCAGGCUCCAGUUCAACAACGUGAACAAUUAGCUCAACGACAAGCUCCAGGUCAACAACGUGAACAAUUAGCUCAACGUCAACCACCUCGUCAACAAAAGGAAGCACCAGUUCAACUCAAUGGAUUUAAAACACCUUCAGUAGCUGUAAAACAAUCAACUGUUGUUACUCCUACUGUUGCUUCAGCUUCACCAACGAAACUUGCAGAUAUUGUUAAGACUCUUCCAACAUCACAGACUGUUGUUACUGAACUUAUGUCAGCACUCGAUGCAUUUCCUUUAUCAACAGAUGAACUUGAUAUAAUUAUGCAUAAAAUUGCUAAUAAACAGACCGUACUUAAACAAGACUGGAAUAAAUUACAAUUUGGUCAUAAAGUUGAUCCACAAGCACAUAUUGGUCAAGCUUUGGAUGAAUCAACUAGAGCAUAUGAGCAAGAUAUGCAAAGUAAUGCAAUGAAACAUAUCAAGGAAUUAACUGAUGAACGUAGUAAUGAUAAACGUCGAAUCAAUGAUUUAAUAAAAGAAGGAAAUGAAAAAGAUACGAAUAUUCAAUUACUUCGUACUCAAUUAAAUUCAGUACAACAUCCUUCACAACAAUUUCAAACAUAUGAAGUAGAAUAUAGAAGACUUAACGAAGAGAAUUUACAAUUAAAACAACGAUUAGCUCAACAACAACAACAUUUUCAACAACAACAGCAGCAACAGCAACAACAACAACAACAACAACAACAACAACAGCAAUUUUCUUCAUUAAAUUUAAUGAACAAUAAUUCUGAUCCAGCAAUGAUACAGAAUCGUGUUAUAGCUGAGCAAAUCAAAAAAUUAUCAAUUGAUAAUGGAAAAUACGAAAAACAACUUCAAGAGAAAGACUUAACAAUUAAAGCAAUACAAAAAGAAAAAGAAGAUUUAAUCCGUACAAAUCAACAAUUCGCUCAAAAAGCUCAAGAAGGCCAAAAACAAUCUCAACACAAUGGAGAAAAAUUACUUAAAGAAUUACAAGAAAGUCGAACAUUACAUAUGAAUCAAAUAAAUGAAUACAAACGUCGUAUUGAAGAAUUAGAAUUAAAUAAUGAACAAUUAAGACAGAAAGAAAUUGCUCAUGUUGAACCACAAACUACAUCAUCAUUAAAUAAUGAAGAACGUCAAAAACUUGAGCAGGAAAUAAAUAAAUUAAAUCAAGAAAAUGAGCAAUAUAAAAAGAAAUUCGAUGAAAUUCAAAAUCAAUAUCAAUCAAAAGAAAAUCAAUUAAGACAAGAAAUUGAACAACUUAAAAAUAAUUCUGAGCAACGUCAACAUGAAGAGAAUUUAAAUAACGAAUUACGAGAUAAAAAUGCUCAAAUUGAUGCAUUAAAAGCAGAACUUGAAGAAGCCAAAGCAAAGAAUGAUUUAACAAAUACACAAUCGAAUGAACGUCUUCAACAAGAACAAGAAAAACAAAAACAAUUGCUUAUUGAACUUCUUGAACAAGAUGCCCGAAAUCAAUUACAGAAUGAUAAUCAAGAUUUCAAUAAAUGGCUUUCGUCUUAUAAACAAAUACUAACAUCGAGUAUUGAAACAAACAAGCGGGUUCAACAAGAUGAAGCUGAAAAAUAUAAACGUGAAAAUGAUCAACUCCAUAAAAAUAUGAAUGAUAUCGAGAAUCAAUUAAAAGAAAUCGAACAAACAGUACAAAGUAAAGAAGAAACGUUACUUGCUGAUCUUAAAAACAAAGAUGCUAUACUUGAACAAAUUCAAAAUGAGAAUGAUCAAUUAAGCGGUGAGCUAGGACGUCUUCGUAUCGAAAUUGAUCGCUUACAAACAGCUCAUAACACAGCAAUUAAUGAUACUCAUGCAUUAAAACGUCAACUUGAUGAACGAGUUCUUGUUAAUGAUAAUAGUUCAUCUUUUAAUGGCGACGAAUCAUUUGAAUUUGUAAAACAGUCACCAUCACUACCUUCGACUGAAGGAAAUACUCGUGUCGAGCAAUUGCACGAAUUAAUUCGAUCAAGCAAAGAAGUUCUUGACAACCAAGACUCAAUUGUUCAACAGCUUGAUAGACAUAUAAACGAAAUGCACCGCGGUGGAGCCGGAGAGAUUUUUUGUUUUUCCGUAAUGGCUCAUUCAACAUCAUUACCUUCAUCUACUAUUCGUCAUAUUUUAAUAACUGGACAACCAGGUCUGUUUCUUUUUAAUCGUUAG
Adineta steineri is the source of this 3132-nucleotide messenger RNA. The record is from the annotation of a GenBank genome assembly. Lineage: Eukaryota; Metazoa; Rotifera; Eurotatoria; Adinetida; Adinetidae.